UCCUUUCCUCAAGCCAAGCUUGACCACUAUGCUCUUGCGUCAAUUUUGGUUGGCCUCCUUUGAUGCUGUUGUUCUCCUGAGCCACCUCAACUAUGCAAUAUGCAUAGUUCCACAAUGGUGUUCAUAAUUUUCCACAUUCUGACCGUUGCUUGCAUUGAGGAGAAAUGUUUGCCUAGACAACAUGUACCUUGUAGAAAUUCAAUUUUGGCUUCUUGCUCUUCAGAAUUGCAAUGUCACCACCUUCUUUUACCAGGAUGUGGUGUCCUUGCCUAAACUCGCAACUCUUAUCAGAUACUACUCUGUACAUUGGUUUUAUUUAUACAGCAGUUGUUACUUUGCUUCCUGCUGAAUUCAAUCCCUUGCCUCUUGAAUCUUGUGGGAACUGCUCUUUCAUUAUCGCUGCCCUUGUAGGCAUGACAGGCUGAGUAGACAUCUAAUAAUCAUGAGUAGAUCAUUCUAAUAAUGAUCAAGCCGAAUAAAUAAUGUGCAAGUUUGAAUGAGCACCAUAAGGUGACCUGCCAAAUUGGUGUGGUUUUCAGUGCAUUAUGUGUUAUUGAUGCUACUGAUAAUUAUGAUGCUGAUUAAUUAAUUAACAAAUGAUACAAUUCUCUCUCUCUGUUUUAGAGCAAUGGAUGAAAACAGAACCUCUUGUACCUCCAUCCCAGACUAUCCCACCACAGACUUUGAUUAUGACAACUGCACAGGCAACUAUUCGAACUAUUCGGAUUUUGGCAUUGAGAUGUGUGAUCCAGAUAAAAGGCAAGAGUUGACCAUCAUGGCUGUCCAGAGCACAGUCUUCCUCAUCACCUUCUUCCUUGGUUUAAUUGGGAAUAGUUUGGUGAUUGCCACAUUCACCAAGUAUCGUCGCCUCCGUCUGCGGUGCAUGACCGACGUCUUCCUCUUCUAUCUUGCCAUUUCCGACCUGCUGCUGCUCCUGACUUUGCCACUGGAAGCCAGUGAAACCUUCAUUGGCUUCUGGGCAUUAGGAAACGUGAUGUGCACGCUAAACUAUGGCCUCUGUGCCAUUAACACUUAUGGUGGCUUGUUGUUGCAAGUGUGCAUCGGCAUAGAUCACUACCUGCUUGUAGUACGAGCCAGGACCGCUCAGGCACUACGUCAAAGUAUGUUAUGCUACAGUAUAUUGUCUGCGAUUGCCGUGGCAGUGACCUCUAUUGUCCUCAGCCUGCCAGAGCUCUUGUUCACUUCUGUGAAUGAAAUUUCGUUGAGGUGUGAGUACGUAGGGUACGAGGGUGACAGAGGGAGGGUGAAGAUGUGUGCACGUGUGGCAAAGAUUACAGGUUUAUGCGUGCCAUGUUUUGCCAUGCUGGUGUGUUACAGCACCAUCGGCCGCGUGUUGAUGCAGGGCCGGGGAAAAUGCUUUCGCAGACAGAAGACACUGCGACUCAUAGUAGCACUGAUAGUGCUCUUCCUGUUGUUUCAGCUGCCAUACGCCAUGGUGCUGUCUUUCCGAUUGUUCACAUCCAGUUAUUCAUGUAAAAUGUGGUCUGACAUUCACCUGGCCGAGGAUGUCACCCGCAGUCUUGCUUAUGUCCGUUGCUGCCUCAACCCACUGCUCUAUGCUCUUGUGGGAGUAAGAUUCCGGGGUGAUGUGAUGAGGUUGCUCCAUGAUUGUGGUUGCAUCUGUUCUUGUCUGUCACAAAUAACAAGAAACCUGCACUAUGGAAGCUCAAUGAGUGCCUCGUCUCCUCCUCCUACUAGUACGAUAAUGCCCUUCUCUGAUGUUUAUUCACCUGAAAUCAUACCUGACAAUGCCAAGAUCGAAAAUCCUGAAGGUAUGCCACUGACUGGGGCCAAAGAGUCAUAUCCACCCAACAUAUUUUUCCCUUCUACUUUCCCAAACUCACAGAAACCUGGGGACAUUGUUUUUUCAACAUAUACCUGCCAGUGA
Molecule: messenger RNA, 1909 nt
Organism: Ictalurus furcatus (blue catfish)
Lineage: Eukaryota; Metazoa; Chordata; Actinopteri; Siluriformes; Ictaluridae
Product: C-C chemokine receptor type 7-like
Exons: 2
Coding region: 629-1909 (426 amino acids)
Biological process (GO): G protein-coupled receptor signaling pathway; immune response
Cellular component (GO): membrane
Molecular function (GO): G protein-coupled receptor activity
Source: RefSeq, a predicted model, not a curated record